Messenger RNA from Tetranychus urticae (two-spotted spider mite), 2006 nucleotides. RefSeq names its product ATPase family gene 2 protein homolog A. Gene Ontology annotation, cellular component: cytoplasm. Gene Ontology annotation, molecular function: ATP hydrolysis activity; ATP binding. The record is from RefSeq and is a predicted model, not a curated record. Lineage: Eukaryota; Metazoa; Arthropoda; Arachnida; Trombidiformes; Tetranychidae.
AUUGUUGCUGCAAAUUUUUAGUAAACAAUAUUUACAUUUAAAAAAUCAUGACACAGUGACAUCGUUCAAUUUUUAUUAAUUUAUUAUUUUGAUUAAUUAUCCGAGAAUUAAUCUUAUUUCUUCAAAAUCAAAAUGACUAGACGCAAUGCAAAAAAGUCUUCUACUAUUGGAUUAAACGAUAUUGGCGGAUUGAAGGUUCAAAUUGAAAAGCUCAAAAAUUUAAUCGAAUUUCCACUACUCGAUAGAGCUCAUCCUCACGCUGACGAUCUAACAAAUGGUAUUCUUCUAUAUGGACCUCCAGGAACUGGUAAAACAAUGGUUAUUAAAGCAUUAACAGAAGCAUUGACUCCGAGAAUCAACUUUCUCAAUGUUUAUGGUGAUAUGUUAUCAGACAAUCCAACUAAAGAAGCCAAAGAAACUCCAGAUAAAGGAGCUAAAGGAGUUGUUGAAGUUUCAUAUAAAUCAAAAUUAGAUCGACUGUUUAAACGUGCUAUCGAAUGUUAUCCCAGUGUUAUAUUUAUCGAUGAUAUUCAUUUGUAUUGUUCAAGCAAGAAAACUCAAACCGAGAAAGAAGUUAAUUUUUUCAAAACUUUAUCUGGCUUUUUCGAUGACAAUCGUAGAUCUAAACGCAUCGUGCUAAUUGCUGCUACCAACCAAAUUGAUUCAGUGCAUCCAGGAUUAAGGAGACCGGGUCGCUUGGAAGAAGAGAUUGAAUUUCCAGUUCCUUCAUCUCUCCAUCGUAUCGAUAUUUUAAAUAAGAUAUUCAGCAAAGUUAAACAUUCAAUACCUUCAGAGGUCUUAAAAAGUACUGGCGAAAACACUUUUAGUUAUACUGGAGCUGAUCUCGCUCGUGUUUACCGUGAAUCAUUGUAUAGUUGUUUAACAAGAGAAUCUGAUACAAUCGAUGAGAAUGAUCUUAAGAAAGCUGUUCGCCGAGUCCGUCCCAGUGCAAUGAAAGAGAUUACUUUAGAAAUACCUAAAGUUUAUUGGUCUGAUAUUGGUGGUAUGAAAGAAGUCAAAAACAGGUUACUACAAGCAGUUGUAUGGCCACUCAAACACGCUGAAGCAUUUGCAAGGGUUGGUUAUAAACAGUCGAAAGGCAUUCUAAUGUAUGGUCCACCAGGAUGUUCAAAGACUAUGAUUGGAAAAGCACUAGCCACUGAAAGUCAACUCAAUUUUAUUGCAAUUAAAGGGCCUGAACUUUUUGAUAAAUAUGUCGGUGAAUCUGAAAAGGCUGUGCGAGAAAUUUUCAGAAAAGCCAAACAAGCUUCUCCUUCAAUUUUAUUCUUUGACGAGUUAGAUGCCUUAGCAUCAGAGAGAGGAGGUGGUAGUAAUGCAUCAGCUUCAUGUUCAGUUGGUGAUCGUGUUUUAGCUCAAUUGUUAACAGAAAUCGAUGGAAUUGAAGAAUUGGAUGGUGUUACUAUCGUAGCCGCAACGAAUAGACCAGAUAAAAUUGAUGUAGCAUUACGUCGCCCUGGUCGUCUUGAUGUAAUUAUUUACGUUCCAUUACCAGAUAAAGCAACUCGUAAAGAAAUUUUCUUAAUAAGGACUGGUAAAAUGGCAGUUUCUUUUGAGGUUACUGAAAAUAUUGAGAUUCUUGCGGAUAAAACUGCUGGUUAUUCUGGUGCGGAAAUAGUUGCAUUAUGCCAAGAAGCCGCUCUUCUAGCUUUGACUGAAGAUAUUAAUGCCAAAGAAGUUGAAAUGAUUCACUUUGACCAAGCCUUUAAAAUUGUUUUACCCAGAACAACAAAAGAAACAAUAGCUUUCUAUGAGAGAUUUUCGAACUCUUCCGUUCAGCUUUCUAACGCUUCUGGGUCAUUUGAAUUGUCGAAUCAUGACGCUCAUAGAUAACUCCAUCUUAAAUAUCUCAACUUCCUAUUUACAAGUAAAACUUGUUUGUAUGGCUAAAGACACGCCUUAUCUAGUCUGCACAACUGCGGACUAGAUAAGGGGGAAUUGUAAAGUAAACCAAAAUAAAUCUAAUAAAGGCCUGUUUGUAAAGAUAA